Molecule: messenger RNA, 499 nt
Organism: Brassica napus (rape)
Lineage: Eukaryota; Viridiplantae; Streptophyta; Magnoliopsida; Brassicales; Brassicaceae
Exons: 2
Coding region: 207-452 (81 amino acids)
Source: RefSeq, a predicted model, not a curated record
UACGUUUCCAAACCGUCUUCGGCCUCUCCAGAUUUUUUUUUUUUUAACUAAUACCGAAGAUUCGUUUUUGGAGAUCUCUCACUAAUGUUUUUGCAUAUCUCACACUAUUCAGCCUUUUGAAGUUCUUUGAUGCUCGAUUGGCUUCACCACCAUCAACUCAUCUCAUUCGAAAUCUAGAGUGUUUGUUGUGCAAGGACAUUCUUAGGAUGGAAAGUGAGAGAGAAGAAGUCAAGAAUGGUGGUGUUGAGGAGGAUGAGAGAGCGCUGAAGCGGAAGAGAGAGAAGGAGUGGGCUGCUGCUUCAUCACCUCCACAACUGGAUGAUAUCACAGACGACCAAGAUAACGCCUUUAAGGUUCGUGGAAAGAAUUCACGCCGCAUUGAAGUUUGCCGCGAUUGCCCUUAUCUCGAUACAGUCAUCGUCAGGGUAUUAUCUUCCACGCUGAUUAUAUGAGUGGCAUUUGAGAGAAAAAGAGAAGAAGAAACAAAUGAGCACAGAGG